AUGAACACAAUAAUUGGACCGCAACCACAGUUUCUCUCGUGUAUUAUCAGAGUUGGAUCAAGUUCAGGUAUAGGUGCGGGAACUGCUGUACACUUCGCGAAAUUAGGUGCAAAAGUGGUGGUCAACGGAAGGGAUCCGAAACGAGUCGCUUCUGUAGCCCAAGAGUGUCGAAAUGUGACCGCAAAUCCAGUCCUCGAAGUAGUGGUUGAUCUGCAAGACGACAGUCAAACAAAUAAUUUAGUGCACAAAACUAUUGACACUUUUGGCAAAAUUGACGUAUUAGUCAAUUGUGCGGGUAUUAUAGGACAGAAAGCUAUACACGAACCCGAUUACCAGGAGCUUUUUGACACAAUUGUGAAAAUUAAUUUGCGAAGUGUUGUUUAUCUCACAUCACUUGUUGUGCCACAUCUGGAGUCCACCAACGGUUGCAUUGUUAACGUGUCCAGUGUUUCAUCGGUAACACCCUGGAAAAGGACGUGGUCGGCCUAUGGUAUGACUAAAUGUGGGUUAGAUAUGUUUACUAAAUGCCUGGCCAUGGAAUUGGGUCCCAAAGGCAUUCGUGUCAACUCUAUUUUGCCGGGUAUUGUCUUAACUCCAAUGAUUGGCGGAACAGAUUUUAAUGAAGAUUUAGUGAAAAUGUUUUGUCAAACGGCAUAUCCUAUGGGACGACCCGGUUAUGUGGAUGAUAUGGUACGGGCUAUUGAGUUCUUGGCGUCCGAUUCAUCCAGUUUUAUAACCGGGAUAUCAAUGCCCAUCGAUGGCGGCGCUAUUUGUGUGUACUAUAAAGGAUCAAGUUCGGGUAUAGGCGCGGGAACUGCUGUACACUUUGCAAAAUUGGGCGCAAAAGUAGUGGUCAACGGAAGGGAUCCGAAAAAAGUCGCGGCCGUAGCCCAAGAAUGCCGUAAAGUAUCUAAAAACCCAGUCCUCGAAGCGGUGGUUGAUAUCCAAGACGACAAUCAGGCAAAAAGUUUGGUGCAAAAAACUAUCGACACUUUUGGCAAAAUCAAUGUAUUGGUGAACUGUGCCGGAGUGAUGGGCCAGAAAGCAAUAUCCGACCAUGAUUAUAUGGAGCUCUUUGAUCACUUAAUGCCUAUUAAUCUACGAAGUGUUGUACUUCUCACAUCGCUUGUUGUGCCAUAUCUGGAGAUUACCAAAGGAUGUAUUGUCAAUGUGUCCAGUAUAGGAUCGGUAACUCCUUGGAAAAGGAGGUGGACGGCGUACGGAAUGACAAAAUGUGGGUUAGAUAUGCUCACCAAAUGUCUGGCCAUGGAAUUGGGCCCAAAAGGCAUUCGUGUCAACUCUAUUCAACCGGGUAUUGUGAUAACACCGAUGGUUAACGGGACAGACUAUGACGAAGAAACAGUGAAAAUGUAUUGCGAGUCCGCGUAUCCAUUGGGAAGACCCGGUUAUGUCAAUGAUAUCGUCCGUUCCAUUGAGUUCUUGGCGUCCGAUGAGUCGAGUUUCAUAACCGGUGCGAGCGCUGGUGUGGGCCAAAAGUUUGCCCAAUCUCUGGCCAAAUUGGGCUUCAAAUUGGUUAUCACAGGCAGAGACCCGCAGAAACUGAAAGAUGUGGCCCAGAGUUGUCGCCAAUUAUCCAACGAUAAAGUACUGGAAGUGAAGACAGAUUUGUUGAAUGACGAGGAAUUGGCGGAACUGAUGGAGAGGACAAUCAAAGAGUUUGGCCGAUUGGAUGUGUUGGCCAAUUGCGCCCAAAUAAGUAUCCCGUGCUCUAAGUACUGGAAGUGA
Molecule: messenger RNA, 1746 nt
Organism: Medioppia subpectinata
Lineage: Eukaryota; Metazoa; Arthropoda; Arachnida; Sarcoptiformes; Oppiidae
Source: the annotation of a GenBank genome assembly